This is a messenger RNA of Carlito syrichta (Philippine tarsier), 3131 nucleotides long. RefSeq names its product C3 and PZP like, alpha-2-macroglobulin domain containing 8 (gene CPAMD8). NCBI's taxonomy places the organism in Eukaryota, Metazoa, Chordata, Mammalia, Primates, Tarsiidae. The annotation marks the transcript as partial. The transcript is spliced from 20 exons. Gene Ontology annotation, molecular function: endopeptidase inhibitor activity. The record is from RefSeq and is a predicted model, not a curated record. Gene Ontology annotation, cellular component: extracellular region.
UGGUGUCACCCCAGUGUGACUUUUUAUAUUUGGGCCAACUGAUGCUACUCCUCAGCUCGAAUGUGCUGCCCUUCCCUCUUCUUCAUGCUGGAUGGCCCCGGGCCCCUGAGCUCCUCAGCCCCUGCCCCCAAGCCCAGACUGGAGGAACAACUCCCCGAGGCCGCCAGACAGUGGCGCUGGGCUGGCGACCAUAGGCUCAUUGCCUCCCAUGUGUCUCUGGACGUCAGCAUCCACCUUCCCUCUGCUCUUGGGGUGUCUUCUGUUGCCUAGGAAACGGGACUGGUGGUGAUGACCGACCGAGUGAGCCUGAACCACAGGCAGGAUGGGGGCCUGUACACGGACGAGGGCGCCCCCGCCUUCCAGCCCCAGACGGGGAGCCUGGUGGCUGCCGUCUCUUCCAAGCACCGCCCCAGAGCAGAGAGGAGAAUAAGGACUUUCUUCCCUGAAACCUGGAUUUGGCGUUGUCUAAAUAUCAGUGACCCAUCCGGGGAGGAGACGCUCCGUGUGCAGGUCCCAGACUCCGUCACCAGCUGGGUGGGUGAAGCCGUGGCCCUGUCCACCUCCCGGGGCCUGGGCGUGGCUAAGCCCGCCCUGCUGAAGACCUUCAAGCCCCUCUUCGUGGACUUCAUGCUCCCGCCUCUCGUGGUCCGUGGAGAGCAGGUCAAGGUCCCACUCAGCAUCCACAACUACAUGGAUGUCUGCACGGAGGUGGACUUAAGGCUCUCAGCUCCCAAGGGCGUCCAGUUUGUCGGGCAUCCUGGCAGGCGCCACUUGACCAAGAAGACGUGUGUGGCCCCCGGGGAGGCAGAGCCCACCUGGGUCGUCCUGUCCUUCAGUGACCUGGGGCUCAGCAACAUCACCGCCAAAGCCCUCGCUUACGGAGAUACCAGCUGCUGCCGGGACGGGAGGUCCAGCAGACACACAGAGGAGCAGCAUGGUGACCGGAGGGUCCCCAUGGGGACAGAUCACGUCAGGCGCAGUGUGAUGGUUGAGCCUGAAGGAGUCCCCCGGGCAUAUACCUACAGCACGUUCUUCUGUCCCAACGAGAGAGUCCACAUCUCCACGCCCAACAAGUACGAGUUCCAGUAUGUGCAGCGGCCACUGCGCCUCACGCGCUUUGACGUGGCCGUGCGGGCCCACAAUGACGCCCGCGUGGCCCUGUCUUCCGGGCCCCAGGACACAGCGGGCAUGGUCGAGAUCGUGCUGGGAGGCCAUCAGAACACCAGGUCAUGGAUCUCCACCAGCAAGAUGGGCCGGCCUGUGGCCGGUGUGCACACGGCCAGGAUCCUCUCCUGGGAUGAGUUCCGAGCAUUCUGGAUCAGCUGGCAGGGUGGGCUCAUCCAGGUUGGCCGUGGGCCAGAGCCAUCCAACGAGUCUGUCAUCAUGGCCUGGACUCUCCAACAGCCCCUUGAGGUCCAGUUCAUCGGCUUCUCCACUGGCUGGGGCUCCAUGGGCGAGUUCCGGCUCUGGAGAAAGAUGGGGGCGGACGAGAGUGACAGCGAGGCCUUCACCCUGGGGGUCCCGCACGGCGCCGUGCCUGGGUCCGAGCGUGCCGCUGCCUCUGUCAUCGGGGACGUCAUGGGCCCCACCUUGAGCCACCUCAGCAACCUGCUGCGGCUGCCCUUUGGCUGCGGAGAACAGAACAUGAUCCACUUUGCUCCCAAUGUCUUUGUCCUGAAGUAUCUUCAGAAAACCCGGCAGCUCAGCCCUGAGGUGGAGAGAGAGACGACCGACUACCUGGUGCAAGGCUAUCAGCGGCAGCUGACCUACAAGCACCAGGAUGGCUCCUACAGUGCAUUUGGGGAGCGGGACGCGUCAGGCAGCAUGUGGCUCACCGCCUUUGUGCUGAAGUCCUUUGCGCAGGCACGCAGCUUCAUCUUCGUGGACCCACGGGAGCUGGCGGCUGCCAAGGCCUGGAUUGUCGGGCAGCAGCAGGUGGAUGGCGCCUUCCCAGCCGUGGGCAGGAUCCUCAACAAAGACAUCCAGGGCGGGAUCCGCGGAGCAGUCCCUCUGACGGCCUAUGUGGUGGCCGCUCUCCUGGAGACAGGUGCGGCCUCAGAGGAGGAGAGAGGCGCCAUCGACAAGGCCAGGCGCUUCCUGGAGUCCGGCAUGGCCCUGGCCUCCGACCCCUACAGCUGCGCCCUGACCGCCUACGUGCUGACCCUGCUCCACAGCCCAGCCGCCCCGGAGGCGCGGCGCAAGCUCCGCAGCCUGGCCAUCCUGCGCGAUGGUGUCACCCACUGGAGCCUGAAAAGUUCCCGGGACAUGGACAAGGGCACGUUCCUGAGCUUCAGGGACAGAGCCUCUCAGUUAGUGGUCUCGGCCGAAGUGGAGAUGACAGCUUAUGCCCUUCUGACCUACACUCUCCUGGGUGAUGUGGCUGCCGCCCUGCCCGUGGUGAAGUGGCUGUCCCAGCAGCGAAAUGCACUGGGGGGCUUCUCCUCCACUCAGGACACCUGUGUGGCUCUUCAGGCCUUGGCUGAAUAUGCCAUCUUGUCCUACGCUGGCAGCAUCAACCUCACGGUCUCUCUGGCCUCCACCAACCUGGACUACCAGGAGACCUUUGAACUGCACAGGGCCAACCAGAGGGUUCUGCAGACAGCGGCGAUCCCCAGCCUCCCCACGGGGCUGUUUGUGAGCGCCAAGGGGGACGGCUGCUGCCUCAUGCAGAUUGACGUCACCUACAACAUACCUGAUCCGGUGGCCAAGCCAGCUUUCCAGCUGCUUGUGAGCCUGCAGGAGCCCGAGGCCCAGGGACACCCACCCCCUGCGCCCGCCUCCUCGGCCAAGGGCCCCCGUGGGGACCGGCGCCCGGCAGAUGACGACGACCCGGCAGCUCACCUGCACCACCAGGAAUACAAGGUGACGCUGGAGGUGUGCACCAGGUGGCUGCACGCAGGGUCCUCCAACAUGGCUGUCCUGGAGGUGCCGCUGUUGUCAGGCUUCCGGGCAGAUGUGGCGAGCCUGGAGCAGCUGCUCCUCGACCGGCACGUGGAGGUGAAGAGGUACGAGCUGGCAGGACGCAGGGCGCUCUUCUACUUUGACGAGGUACUGCCGGCGGGCGCCGUGGAGGCGGCUUCCCGGAGCCCCAGCUGGGGGGCGCGGGGCGUGGCCUGGCGUGGCUUCCUCGC